AUGAGCUACUAUGCCAACUAUUGCAAAGGCCUGGGCUUCGGCUGUGGAGGCUUUGGUGGCCUGGGCUAUGGCCAUGGCUGCGGAUGCAGCAGCUUCUGCAGACUGGGCCAUGGCUGUAGCCAUGGAGGCAACAGAUAUGGCUGCUACUGCCCAUCAUGCUAUGGAGGAUAUGGCUUUUCUGGCUUAUACUAA
This is a messenger RNA of Balaenoptera musculus (blue whale), 192 nucleotides long. RefSeq names its product keratin-associated protein 19-4-like. The transcript has a single exon. The coding region runs from base 1 to 192 and encodes 63 amino acids. Lineage: Eukaryota; Metazoa; Chordata; Mammalia; Artiodactyla; Balaenopteridae. The record is from RefSeq and is a predicted model, not a curated record.